Molecule: messenger RNA, 423 nt
Organism: Aspergillus vadensis CBS 113365
Lineage: Eukaryota; Fungi; Ascomycota; Eurotiomycetes; Eurotiales; Aspergillaceae
Exons: 1
Coding region: 165-323 (52 amino acids)
Source: RefSeq, a predicted model, not a curated record
CUUCAGUCAAGUUGCUAGUCAGAUCAAGCAUGGAAUAUAAAAAUUUUUUUCUUUUUUUUUUUUCUUUCUUACUAUGAUUCACUGGUAUUCGGGUGUUAUAGGAGAUGGAUAUAAGUUCUCUGGCUUUAAAUCCGCGGUUCUCUAUCACUGUGGGUGUGUGAAGUAUGUGCGGUUCUGCAAUAUUGUUAGUACUCAACUGCUUGUACGGCGGACAAAAUUGUUAUUUUGGACUUUUGCUGUUCCUUUACCUCCCAGCAGAAACUAGGCUUGCGCAGUCACCAAGUGGUGGGUUUGGAAAUGUCGGCAACCUUGGACAGCCGUGAUGACCCACAAUCUCGGGUAUCUAAACAAUGCCCAAGUGUCUUCACAAUAGCCGACUAGGGAAAGGCUAUUAUUCUCAUUAGCCCAGCUCGGAUAUUGGGA